UGUCCUUCUUCUAUAGCAACGCCCUUGUUCUAUUUUAUUCUGCGAAUUCAUUCCCCUGUUUUUCUUUUCUUCUUGUUUGAAGAGCUUCAUUUCCCUUUCAAUGGAAAGCAUGGAAGCUAAGCUCCCACAAAACCCACCUCGUAAAACACACAAACUUGUCCUUUGUGCACAAAUUUGUUUGAGAAUCGUGGCCAUUUCGACUGCAUUUGCUGCCACAUGGACGAUUGUCAACGCCAAGGAAACUGUUGUGGUUUUCGGCUUGCAAUUCGAUGCUCGAUAUACCUAUUCCUCUGCCUUCAAGUUCUUCGCGUUUGCAAAUGCCAUCGCUUGUGGUUUCACUUCGCUUUCCUUGAUGUUCGUGCUCUUAAUCUUCCGCCAUGGCCGCUUUACACCUUCGAACUUCUUCUUCCUGUUCCUACACGAUUUGUUUAUGAUGUCGCUGAUUCUUUCCGGCGUGGCGGCGGGGACUGCAAUAGGAUUUGUGGGCCGUUAUGGUAACAAUCAUGCUGGUUGGUCGGAAAUCUGCGACCGUUUGAAGAAAUACUGCGACAAGGUGACCGCUUCUAUGGUGCUGUCGUAUCUGUCAGUGAUUUGUUUAGUGGUGCUUACAGUCAUCUCCGCCGGCAAGUCCCGACAAAUCAUGGUUUAAAAGUUAUUUUAAUUUGGGUCAUGAUGACGAUGCAAUGCGUGUCUUUGUAAACUUUGAUCACCCUUUCGUAGCAAAAACGAAAGUAAUAAAAUUUAGCCUUUUUUUACUGCUU
Gossypium raimondii (Peruvian cotton) is the source of this 761-nucleotide messenger RNA. RefSeq names its product CASP-like protein 1F1. Lineage: Eukaryota; Viridiplantae; Streptophyta; Magnoliopsida; Malvales; Malvaceae. The record is from RefSeq and is a predicted model, not a curated record. The transcript is spliced from 3 exons. Bases 101 to 649 code for a protein of 182 amino acids.